This is a messenger RNA of Closterium sp. NIES-65, 282 nucleotides long. Lineage: Eukaryota; Viridiplantae; Streptophyta; Zygnematophyceae; Desmidiales; Closteriaceae. The record is from the annotation of a GenBank genome assembly.
AUGAGGGGGAGAGGAGGAGGAGGAGGAGGAGGAGGAGGAGGAGGAGGAGGAGGAGGAGGAGGAGGAGGAGGAGGAGGAGGAGGAGGAGGGGUGGGCGAGGGAGGAGGAGGAGGAGGAGGAGGAGGACGAGGAGGAGGAGAAGGGGGUGGGGAGGAGAAGGAGAAGGAGGAGGAGGAGGAGGAGGAGGAGGAGGAGGAGGAGGAGGAGGAGGAGGAGGAGGAGGAGGAGGAGGAGGAGGUGGUGGUGGUGGUGGAGGAGGAAGGGGAGUGGGAGGCUUUCUAA